Fonsecaea erecta is the source of this 1560-nucleotide messenger RNA. RefSeq lists its product as hypothetical. The transcript has a single exon. The coding region runs from base 1 to 1560 and encodes 519 amino acids. The record is from RefSeq and is a predicted model, not a curated record. NCBI's taxonomy places the organism in Eukaryota, Fungi, Ascomycota, Eurotiomycetes, Chaetothyriales, Herpotrichiellaceae.
AUGGCACCAUGGCUGCAACUGGCAGCGUUACCCUCCUCACUCCUCAUCCUUAUCACCAGCUCGAUUCCGUCAGUGACCGCCCAGGAUCUGGACUGGCAGUGGCCCUACAAUCUCCCCCCGGACUCGAAAUACUACCCCGAAGAUGAAUUGCUGGUCAGACGAGAUUUGGACGUGCAACGGAAGCUGCAAAAGAGCAACCCGACCGGGGUGAGGAAAAUGAGCGGAGAUCCUGGAGAGAUGUUCUACCUGCAAUACUGGGGCUUUGACGAGCAGCAGGACGAGGAAGAGUUCCACAUGGACUCGUUAGACUGGGCCAAUGCGACCCUAUUCGCAUCCUUCCAUCAGCCAGUCCGCGUCCACGACAGUUAUCAAAAUCCACGCAUCUUUCGGCGACUGCUACCGGGCUGGCAUCUCUUCGCAGAGCGGGAUUUCCAGUGUCCGACAGGCACAUCGGCGUGCACCUCGAUCGAUCGACCCAACAGCUGCUGCGCGACGGGCUACACGUGCCAAUUGGUCCAGGACACGGGGAACGGGCUGGGAGACGUCGGAUGCUGUCCCAACGGCCAGGUGUGUGGGGAUGCGCUGUCGACAUCCUGCGCAAGUGGAUAUACAUCGUGUCCGAACAACCCAGGCGGUGGCUGCUGUCUGCCGGGAUACGCAUGCUACCAGGUCGGAUGUGUGCAGACAUCGACCGCGACGAUUUUGACGACCCCAACGCCAUCCACGACGACGGUGACGAGCUACACGACGGUGACGCCUUCGCCCUCGACCCCUCCGCCCACGACACACACAUCCACGACCACGACCGCCCCCACAUCAACCAAAAUUUCCAGUGUCUCACCCUUACCUCCAGUUAUUUCCACCGUCACCCUUACGGUCACGGUCACAUCCGCCACCACCCUCCCACUCACCUGUUCCUCGGGCUUCCGCUCGUGUCCGGCCUCACUGGGGGGUGGAUGCUGUCCGACAGACCGGCAAUGCGGAUCAGCCAACUGUCCUGCGCUCUCUUCAACGUCCUCGUCUUCGUCCGCGACGCCUGAACCGCCCGUGCGGCCGACCUCUCUCACCACGACGGUGGAAACCACAACAACCACCUCGACGCACUCCACGUCGCUCUCGUACCCGGUGACGGGGUGUCCGACGGGCUUCUACGCGUGCUCGGCCUACUACCCGGGCGGGUGCUGCCAGAUCGGGCGUGACUGCGCAUCGACGUCGUGUCCGGCGCUACCGUCGACGACGCUCGUCUCGGGCAGCACAUUGACGAUCGUCGCGCCCACGGGUCCGGGUAUCACCGCCCCCGCCACGCAGGUGACGGGCAGUUGUGCCCACGGCUGGUCGAGCUGCGCCCCGAGCGUCGGCGGCGGGUGCUGUCCGAGCGGCUACGUCUGCGGCGUGACCAGCUGCAACGUGCCCGCGGACGUGACCGGGGGCGGGAAAGGCGUGGGCAAGGAGGCGCCGGUCAAUGCAGCCGCGAGCGAGAGGAAGCUUUGCCGGGGCGGGAUGUCAUGGGUAUUAUUACCACCAUUCCUACUGCUGGGCAUAUGGAUGCUGGCGUUUUGA